CUUUCUUUCUAAGUUACUCAUCUCUUUUCUCUUCUUCUGAUUCUCCACACUCCUUAAUGGAGUAUUAUCAACCGGUGGAGAUUAACGUUCUCUCAGCUCAAGAUCUCGACUCCGUCAAUCUUUUGUUCAGACCAACAGUCUAUGUUUCCGUCUCGGUCACACGUGGUUCACGUGACAAGCAAGUCACUCCAGCUGCUGCAUGCGGUAAGAAACUCUUACGGUGGAAUUACCGUAUGAAAUUCUAUAUAGAAGAUGACAAGGUUCGAAGGAAUGAGUCAGUGCUUGUGUUUCAAAUCAAGUGUAAGAGAUUUUUCGGGUCCGACCAAGUCGUUGGGAAACUUUUCGUACCGGUAAAGCAAUUGCGUCACUUGAAUGAAGAGAAGACGAUAACCGAGGAUACCAAUAUAAAUUAUCAGGUCAUAACCGAGGCCGGAAAACCAAAGGGUAGUAUAUGUUUAGGGUUUAGAUUUGGAUGUAUUUUUAGGGGACAAGUCAGAGGUUGUAAUUCGGAUAUUGCUAGGGUUCAUGAGGGUUGUAGAUUAGGAGUUUGGGGAAAUAUUAGACAUGAGCCAUCAGCUCCUUGUGAAGACGAUAUCUAUGCGUAGAAAUUGAUUAAUUCGAUUAUUUCGAAUAUUUUCAUAUCUUGUUUUUGUUAUAUACAUUUCAUCCUAAUCAACUCAAGUUAAAAGUUAAAUAUAAAAUAAAAUUUAGCCUGAAAAGAUAGAUUCUCGUUACCCUUCGCGUAUGGUGUCAAUCAGUCAAUAGUGAAUCAUAUGUGUUUUAGUAUGGUUGAAUUUAAUCGACUACAGUUUGUAGGUUUCAAUUAUCAGUGAAACUAUAUAAUGUAUUACAGUAUCAGUUCUAUAAUAAAUAUUCAAAACAUAAAAUAUGUAUUGAU
This is a messenger RNA of Arabidopsis lyrata subsp. lyrata, 898 nucleotides long. Its product is annotated as protein SRC2 homolog. The record is from RefSeq and is a predicted model, not a curated record. Bases 57 to 605 code for a protein of 182 amino acids. The transcript has a single exon. NCBI's taxonomy places the organism in Eukaryota, Viridiplantae, Streptophyta, Magnoliopsida, Brassicales, Brassicaceae.